UUAUUAGUAUUAAUCAAGUUUUCAUUUUGUUUAUUUUUUUUUUCGCAGAAGAGGAAACAGCUAAUGAAGCUCCAUGUAACUACACCAAUGGCAGAUGGGUACGUGACAAGAUGGGGCCUUUAUACAAUGGCACAACCUGUGGUACAAUCAAAGACGGUCAAAAUUGCAUCUCCCAUGGGAGACCAUAUUUGGGUUACCUUUACUGGCGAUGGCAACCGAGCCAAUGCGAGCUCCCGAGGUUUGAUCCCAACACUUUCUUCAACCUCCUUAGUAACAAGCACAUAGCUUUUGUUGGUGACUCUAUGGCUAGGAACCAUUUGGAAUCACUCCUUUGCAUGCUGGCCACCGCCUCGAAUCCUAACCUGGUUUACUCCAACGGGGAGGAUAACAAGUUCCGGCGAUGGCAUUUCGAUUCUCGGAACGUUACUGUUUCGGUUUAUUGGUCACCGUUUCUUGUUAGAGGUGUUGAGAAAUCAAAAACUGGCCCGGAUCAUAAUGAAUUGCAUGUUGAUGUUGUCGAUGAGAGGUGGGGAUCUGAUUUGGACCAUUUAGAUAUGGUUGUACUCUCAAUUGGGCAUUGGUUCCUUCAUCCGGCUGUUUAUUAUGAGGGUGGUUCGGUUUUAGGUUGCCAUUCCUGUCCUGGAUUGAACCUAACCGAGAUAGGCUUUUAUGAUGUGAUGAGGAAGGCAAUAAAGACCACUCUCCAUACUAUAAUCGGAAGGAAAGCUGGUAGCGGUGAUGGAAUCGAUGUGUUUUAACCAGUUUUUCACCUUCACAUUUCGAAGGUGAAUGGGAUAAGGCUGGUGCUUGUCCUAAGACAGAGCCUUACAAGGAAGGAGAGAAGAUGGUUGAAGGAAUGGAUGCGGAUAUGAGAUCGAUUGCAGUCGAAGAAAUCGAAUCUGCUAAGGUGAAUGCAA
This is a messenger RNA of Hibiscus syriacus, 917 nucleotides long. RefSeq names its product protein ALTERED XYLOGLUCAN 4-like. NCBI's taxonomy places the organism in Eukaryota, Viridiplantae, Streptophyta, Magnoliopsida, Malvales, Malvaceae. The record is from RefSeq and is a predicted model, not a curated record. The coding region runs from base 111 to 758 and encodes 215 amino acids. Gene Ontology annotation, molecular function: O-acetyltransferase activity. The transcript has a single exon. Gene Ontology annotation, cellular component: Golgi apparatus.